AUGGGAAGUUCGUGUUCGCGUGACAAUACAUCGUCCAUUAUACCUCGCUGGAAGCUUCAAGUAAGACACGACCAGACUGUAGAUGUAGCGGUGUCGCCAUCAAUGCAGGAGCAAAGACAGAGGCUUGGUCUAUGUUUGAACCCAAGCCCCGUCGUGCGAGACUACGCCGCCGUAUCGACACAAAAUAGUCAAUUUAGGAAGCAUAUGGAAGACGAGUGCGUCGCUAUACCCAAGUAUAGAGCUUUUCCGGAUGAUCCUGCCGUCAGUUCCUUCUUUGGUGUAUAUGACGGUCACGGAGGAGACUUUUGUGCCAAGUACGCGGCCAAGUAUUUUCACCAGAAACUUGCGGAGCUCAUGCAAGUCAAGCAUAGUAAAAAGAAAAAACGGUUGUCUGCGGACGAGAGCAACAGCAUUCGAAGUAACACGAUGUCCACCAGUAGUUUAGAUAACUGUUCUGACGUAGAAGUCGACGUACUGAGCAAUGUUGAUAUCGAAAGAUGUUACGCGGAGGCUUUCUCAUCACUUGACAAGGAACUAGAAUACUUUGACGAAUCGUCCGAAAGUGGUUCUACCGCUGUGACAUGCCUCAUUCGCAAGUACAAUGGCCGUACGACUUUUCAUAUUGCUAACGUUGGCGACUCCCGUGCAAUUUUCUGCUGCAAUGGUCAGACGUCGCGGUUGUCUGUGGACCACAAGGCUACGAACGAGGACGAAGUGAGGCGAAUUCGUGCGCUCGAUGGCAUCAUCGUCAACAAGCGUGUGGCAGGAUCCAUAUCUGUCACACGGGCGCUCGGCCAGGCGGAUGAGAAGAAGUUUAUUACCAGUGCACCGCACAUUGAGUCUAUAGAGAUCACAUCAGAUGAUGCCUUUCUCGUGCUAGUAAGUGACGGUGUCACUGACGUUUUCAAUGACGAGGAACUGACGGAUUUUGUCGCCAAACGUCUUGCUGACGGUGAGAAAUCCAUUACAAUCGGUAAGAUGUUAUUAGACGAGGCGAAGGCGCAAGGAUCCAUGGACAACAUGACAGCCGUGAUUAUUUGUUUCGGAGAGUAA
Molecule: messenger RNA, 1053 nt
Organism: Peronospora belbahrii
Lineage: Eukaryota; Oomycota; Peronosporomycetes; Peronosporales; Peronosporaceae
Source: the annotation of a GenBank genome assembly